Molecule: messenger RNA, 2403 nt
Organism: Danaus chrysippus (African queen)
Lineage: Eukaryota; Metazoa; Arthropoda; Insecta; Lepidoptera; Nymphalidae
Source: the annotation of a GenBank genome assembly
AUGUUGUUUAAACGGAUCAUCGAAGGAAAAUCGAUGUUGAACACAGAUUCGAAGGAUAGGUCUCCAGAGAAAUGUUCUAGAAGGAAAUCAGAAUGCGAGGGUUGUGGCGAACAUUCUACUAUUCUGGAGGAAAUGAUGAAGAUGGUUCUUCUUGGAGUGGUUUUAUGGGCUGGAGUGACAUUCGGAAUUCAUGUCGCUCCGUAUCCUCUCAAUUUGAUAGUGUCUUCAGAAUUAAUACAUCCCCCACCGUUGUACGAUUAUCCUUUCCCGAGCGCACAAAUGUUGAAGAAGCUGCCGACUAUAACAGCCGCUGAUACAAAUAGGUCAAUCAGCAUGAGCAAACUAGUUAUAUCUAUGCUAGAUCGAUUGGAAACUAAUCUAGAUGCAGCAGAAAUAAGACCAAAACAAGGAUCUGCGGCUCAAGGCCUGGCGAUUGAUGGUUUUCCUUCAAACAACGUUAUGAAAUAUGAAAUGUCGUCUGCUAUUAUAACUAAAGCGUCGCAACAACUUGUUUGGACUAAAUGUGCAAGAUACGGUUUGCCAAAAGACGAAUGUGCCAGUUACAUCAGUACUCUAAACUUGAGGGAAAGUGAAUUUGGAGGUGAAUGCGCACAAUUGGAGAGAUUUACAUGUCGCUCGAAUAAGAUGUCGUCUAGAUAUAGAACAUUCGAUGGGUCUUGCAACAAUCCAGUCAGAUCUUCUUGGGGUCAAGCACUAACUGGUUACAAACGGCUUCUACAUCCGAGAUACCAGGAUGGGAUAGAAGAACCUCGUCGUGCUGUUAAUUCCCAUGAACUGCCAUCGGCUCGUCUAGUGAGCGCGGUUAUUGGAGAUAAUAUAGAUGUACCGGAUAACAAGAAAACUAUAACUUUACCUGUAUGGAGCCAGUUCAUCUAUCAUGAUUUAGUCCAUACUCCUGUACGGAAGACUUACCACACAGACAAGGCUAUUCGUUGCUGCGACAACUCCGGCUGGCCCCUCACACCGCGCUACCAACAUCCAAGUUGUAUGCCCAUUACAGUUUCUGACACAGACCCUGUAUAUAAGGAACAGAGAGUCACUUGUAUGGAGUACACUCGUUCUGUCACCACUUAUCGCGGAGACUGCACCUUUGGAGCUGCUGAACAGAUGAACCAAGUGUCUCAUUUCCUGGACGGGUCCAAUAUCUACGGUUCUAACAGUCGUGAGGCUGCAGCUCUAAGGGAGAAGACUGGUGGUCUAUUGAAGACGUCUACAGUAGACGAUGAUGAGUUAUUGCCUCUAGCUAUCAAUCCCACUGAGAAAUGCCUCGUUGAUAACAAUAAUGAACCUUGUUACAACACUGGUGAUAUCCGUGCCAACAUCCAUCCUUGGUUGACGAGCCUUCAUACUCUGUUUGUUAGAGAACAUAAUCGUAUAGCCAGAACUCUGGCUAGUCUCAACCCUGGCUGGAAUUCUGAUAAGCUUUACCAUGAGGCGAGAAGAAUUGUAGUGGCUGAGAUACAACAUAUCACAUACACACAAUGGCUACCGGCACUCACUGGUAAGGCUUUCAACGAGCUGUAUGACAGCUACGACACAGGCUACAACCAGGACGUUGACCCCACCAUAACAAAUUCCUUCGCUACAGCCGCCUUUCACUUCGUAUACAGUCUUCUUGAUCAAGACAUUGAAUUGAUGGAUGACGUCAGCAAUGUGACGUCACACCGCCUGCGUCACAGCUACUUCAAGCCGCAAUUAUUGGCUCAAAAAGACGGAGUGGAGAAAAUACUAAGAGGAAUGGUCAAUCAAAAAAGCCAGGGAUUGGACUUGAAUUAUGAUUACGAUCUUCGUCCGGGUUGGUUGGGUUCGCUAGAUGUUCUUGCUUUAUCAGCGCAGCGUGGUCGUGAUCACGGCUUACCAGGGUAUGCGCACUACCGCGCCCUCUGUGGUCUACCUCUACCCGGGACUUUCGACGCACUAACUGACGUACUACCGGAAGAGGUUGUAACCAAACUAUCGCAAGUGUAUGAACAUCCUCAUGAUAUAGAUUUGGUUGUUGGUUUAAUGGCAGAGGUACCACUUCCCGGCUCGUUGCUAGGACACACGGCUACUUGUUUAAUAAAGGAGCAGUUAUGGCGUACUAGAGUAUCAGACCGCUACUUCUAUAGCCACAUGGGUGAAGCGGGUAGCUUCACUAAGAGGCAGUUGGCAGAAGUGAGGAAGAGUUCCUUGAGUCGUCUCCUUUGUUAUAAUACCAAGAUACAGACAGUUCCUAGGGAUGCCUUCCAAACUGUGGAUGAAAGUAACCCAUUGAUUUCUUGCUCGGACUUGAAGAAGAUGAAUCUUGAGGCUUGGCAGGAUCCUUCCCAACAACCGGAUAUAUUCACUAGAACUAAUACUUGGAUAAAGAACAAAGUAGCCAGCGGCAACACUACUAAAUAG